This is a messenger RNA of Cavia porcellus (domestic guinea pig), 5521 nucleotides long. RefSeq names its product calcineurin like phosphoesterase domain containing 1 (gene Cpped1). Gene Ontology annotation, molecular function: hydrolase activity. Bases 272 to 1078 code for a protein of 268 amino acids. The transcript is spliced from 4 exons. Lineage: Eukaryota; Metazoa; Chordata; Mammalia; Rodentia; Caviidae. The record is from RefSeq and is a predicted model, not a curated record.
UCAGCGGAGAACGCGCGUUCAGGUCUGCAUUGAUUAGACCUGACUUCUCUGAAAGAAGGAAAGACAGAGGAAAGCACCGGAGCAGAGCUCUGUACCUCUGAAGCUGGGUCCCAAGCCCUGCCUUGGCAGUGUGCCUCAGUUUCCUCAGCUGUAGAACGAGAAUCAUAGCGAGGUUAUGAGUGGCAUUGGAUGAGCGUUGGGUGCAGAAGAGGAACAGGAAUGGAAAGGCCCGUUCUACUUCAUCCAAGGUGCAGACCCACAGUUUGGGCUGAUGAAGGCCUGGUCCACUGGGGACUGUGACCAUGGUGGUGAUGAAUGGGACCAGGAGAUCCGUCUCACUGAACAGGCUGUUCAGGCCAUUAACAAGCUGAACCCCAAACCUAAAUUCUUUGUUCUGUGCGGCGACCUCAUCCAUGCCAUGCCAGGGACCCCCUGGCGCAAGGAGCAAACUGAGGACCUGCAGCGGGUGCUCAAAGACCUUGACAGAGAGAUCCCACUGGUCCUUGUCAGUGGCAACCAUGACCUGGGCAACGUCCCCACAGCCGAGACCAUCGAGGAGUUCCACCAUACGUGGGGAGAUGACUACUUCAGCUUCUGGGUUGGGGGUGUCCUGUUCCUGGUGCUCAACUCGCAAUUCUGGUACGAUGCCUCCCAGUGCCCAGCCCUGAAGCAGGCCCAGGAUUGCUGGCUGGACCAGCAGCUGAGCAUCGCACGACAACGGAAGUGCCGGCAUGCCAUCGUCUUCCAGCAUAUCCCACUGUUCCUGCACAGCAUCGAUGAGGAUGAUGACUACUUCAACCUCACCAAGGCUGUGCGCGUGGAGCUGGCCGACAAGCUCUCUGGUGCAGGUAUCAAAGCUGUGUUCUCAGGCCACUACCACAGGAAUGCUGGGGGUACCUACCAGAACCUGGACAUGGUAGUGUCAUCCGCCAUUGGAUGCCAGCUGGGCAAAGACACCCAUGGCCUCCGAGUUGUGGUUGUCACCGCUGAGAAAAUUGUUCAUCGGUAUUACAGUUUAGAUGAGCUAAGCAAAGAUGGAAUAGAAGAUGAUCUAAUGGAGCUGAUGAAGAAGGAAUGACCGCACUUUGUGAUCAUCUCACUUUUCAAUUCCAGUUUUUUAUUUUUCCAGAAAUAGCAGCAGCACACAACCCUUUGUUGCAAUGUAGGCAUAGACCAGGCAGUUUUGUAAAUUUACAUCCUUUUGAGUAAAACCUAUGCUAAGGUAUAUUCACAAUGGAACUGCCACACAGAAAGCCUAGAAAUAAUAAUUUUCUAAUUAUUAUGAUAUUAGACUAUCUCUGCGUGAAUGUUUGAGGAAAUUCUCCUAAUCUCUCAAAUGAGAUUGUUUCUGGCAGCAUAUGAUCAAUGUCUACCUAUUGACCUCAGGCUCAGGUUGAUAUCCAAGUGUGAUCUUUGAUAAUUUCUUUGAACAAAUGUAUCUGAUUAUAUUAAAUUGUGGUCAUGACUCCCAAAGUAUUAGCAAAACAAAGAUCAUCUCCUUUCCAUUUUAGCAAAACACCUUUUUCUCUCUCUCUCUUUCUCUCUCUCUCUCUCUCUCUCCCUCUCUCUGUCUCUCACCAGAGCUAUGUACACUUAUUUUAACAGAGCCAAGUAGCCACUAUUGGCUGCUAAAUUAUAAACUGUCAGUUACUGCUAAUGCUGGGAACAGAAUACAUGACACAAGUCAGAACUUGAAUUUGCCUUCCUGACAGCUACAAAAGUUAGCUUUCCAUAAAAUGCCCGUGUUUAUCAGGCUCAAAACUUCACCUGCUUCAACAAAAAAGUGAGAGUUGAUGCAGACUUCUCAACAAAGACAAAGCAGAAAUUCUGGUGGGGCCAAAACAGGCUUUCAGUCACACCACCCUGACCCCAAAUAUGGUUCAAUGCGCCAGUACAGCACCCCUAGGCAGAACAGCAUCAGUUAUUUAAAGCAGCAUUGUUUUUAUAUAAUGUGCUUUGCUGCAUCUCCUUAACAGCUCCUGGCCCUGCUGUGCCCUUAUCUAUGUAGUUUGUUCACAAGCUUGCUUGCUGCUUUUGUGAGGACUGAACCCAGGGAUGUUGAGCUCCAUUCCCAGCCUUUUUAUUUGACAAGGUCUCACUAAAUUACCCAGGGUGGUUUGGGCUUGCAAUUCUCCCACCUCAGCUGGGAUAACAGACUGCACCACAAUUUCCAGCCAAUCCAUAUAGUGUUUUUCACAAGUUAUCCUGGUGAACAACCAGGUAGUCCAAAUUCCGGCAGGGAAACUUUGCAGGAUUGUACAAUAGUAUUCACUAAGCCUAAACCAACUUUUAAAAAACUGACUGGUUACAAAUGAAUUGCAAAGUCCAUUAAGUAAAAAAACUUCCUCGUUAAACAUGUUUAGUCAUCUUAGAAAAGUGACAGGAAAUUAAAUAGAUAAUCGAAUAUGUAAAUUCAUAAAAAACAAAAGAUAAGGAGUUAAUUAUACUACAAGUUGGUGACAUACUACUGUUCAUUGUUAUGUGCCAAAAAAAUUAAAAAUGUUCCAAACUAGGAUGUCCUUGUGGUACUUUGCAGCAAGUUUAUUUUUCUUUACAAGUUCAAAUGUAAGAAGUCAGCGAGGCAUAACUAAAAUGAGCCUCUGGAGACAUGAGAGGUGGUCACAGUAGGGCCGAAAACAGAAGCUCUGAUUCCACCAUGGGGGUCUCUCAGGAGGGAAAUGGGAAGCAGUCAGAGAGGACUGAAGAAGGUGCUCUCUUUCUCAGGUGCCCUGAAAAAAAAAAAUUGGAGAAGGUUAAGGAAGUAAUUAAAAGUAAUGGGAAUUAAACUAAGUAAAUCCUUUUCUGACAAAAACCUAGUAAGUCAAAGACUUCAUUUGAAAUACCCAAGAAUAUGCUAAGAAGGAAUCAUAUGAAAUUCUUACAAUUUUUGAAUAACAAAAUGAAACCUGUGUUCUACAACAUUAAUAGAUUCAGAAUGAAGUUGCAAAAGGUUUCUGAGGACCAGGAAACAUGUUAAUGUAUCACUCAGAUAAUAGAUCACUAUUAGUACAUAACACGAUGAAAAACCUACCAAAAAUAAGUACGUUAAUACUGUGAAAAACAAUAAAAGAUGCCAUGAGUGCACUCGCUGUGGUUUUGAGUGUUCCGUAUACAUCAAGUGCUUUGGCUCAGGAAGGUGGGGCACAUGGCCAAGGUCACCCAGUUUAUCAGUGGCAAUGCAAGUGUCAGGAUGCAGGCACUCCAAAUCUCAAGGCCCUGCUUCUGAACACCAUCUUGUCUCUCUUGGAACUGCAUUUCAGAGCAGAAAGUUUGGUUCAAGCUCAGCUGCAGCAGCACAGCAGUGUUAAGCAUCUUUGAUCACCCUGUCUGGGAGAACACACAGUGUUGACUGGAAACCUUGGGAUUUCAUCCUGGUAUUCACUAACCCUUGGAAACACCAGUAAACCGCUCCCUGAUUGAACCUGGUCCAGUGUGGUGGAGUCUGGAGAAGGAGCAGGUUGCUCCACACAGAAUUUUCACUGGAAAUUAAGAAACUGAGCUGAAUGGCUCUCAGAACACAUCUUCACCACGGUAACCCACUCAUCUGUUAGACGGUGCUUCACUCCUUGCUGUGGUUUUGAUUUGUUCCCAUGAUGAUGCACAGUCCCCAAUUUGGUGACAUGGAAAAUGCAGUGAGAUAUUUAAAAGGCAGAGCCUCGUGAGAAGUCCUUAGGUCACUGGAUAGGUACCCUUAGAAGGGAAUAGUGUAGUAUUCCUUGGGGACCCAGUGGCUUUCUGGUUUCCUGUCUUGUGAUAUGAUCACCUCUUCCACACACUGUGGCAAUUAUGACACCAUCUGCCACACGACCCUCACCAGAGAGCCAACAUGCUUCUGAGCCCUCAAAACUGAGAUAAACGUUUUCAUAUAAAGUUCCUAACCCCAGGACUUUGCACAUGCAUCACCACGUGCUUCCUGCGUGACCCACCAGCCCGAAGGAACAACAUGAUGCUGGCCCACUGCCUUCGGCGACCCUCCUCAUCUCCUAGACCAGGUAGCUGAUCAUUGGAACCUUGAUCUACAUGGAUUAACUGUGCUGGCUUGAUGGGAGACUCAGUAACACCUCACCCAAACAAGAUCUCAGCAGGCCCCAAUCAAUAUGGUGAGUUUGCCCCUAAAACAGGUCUUCAAAGGGUAAAUAGCAGUAGCAAAGCUCCUUCCAGUGAAGACCUUAGAGAGCUUGGCAAAGGUAUAGGUGACUCCUUCCUCCACACAGAGAACAUCAGGGGGGUUGAGGAGUGUGCCAAUAAGGGCUCCCCCAACUUGGAGAAAAUUAAAAGGGUCUAUGAGACACCCAGUGACACAGUAGGGUCUAGAUCUGGUGACCUGUAAUGACCUGAAAUGUAGCAACAGCAACUAAGGGUGGACUUACAUCAAUAUUCCUAGGCUAGUUAGCCCAGGAAGAAUAUAGGACUCUCCCAACAGGACCCUCAGAAGAAAUUCAGGUGACAGGCUCUCCUCUUCAGUGUGUUAUUCAGUAAUCAAAUACCAACCACACAGUAGGACCCUAAGAUACACACUACCGACAGUUAUGACUAUUGGGAUUGGAAAACCAAGUAUUAGCCCAAAAGGUGAAAAGGACAAAAAUGAAAAAGCACAAUGCAAUAAAGUACCUAACCUCAAGUAUUUCAUUAUAGUAGACGGAAACAGACUAAUGCACACCUUGUUUCACAGCUCCCAUCCCAGUGUGUAAGACGUCUACUCCCCUACCCUUCCUGUUAAUUGUGUAAAAAAAAGGGGGGGAGGGGGGAGAAGAUUCCUUAAAGUGAUCUUAAAUUGGGUUGCCAAGACACAAAACAGCGAGUUGUGAAUGAGGUCGGCUUAAUGAUCAUCCAGUUGCAUUUACUUUUUACAAAAUGAGUUUAUCUUCAAUCAUGGAAGAAUGGGGCCAUCAGAACAUUUUGUCACAUUUUGUAAUUUUCAGCAUUAUGACAUUAUGAGGUCCCAACAGAAUUACAAGGCAAACAAUAGUUUUAAACCUGAAUAAACGAAUAGCUCCUGUGUACUUGUAAGAAGAUAUGAGAUGUAGACAACUGUAAAAUCUGUACAUUAGGCAUAUGCACAUAAUACAAUCGUAGCUUGUAUUCUCAUGUAAAAUCUGGAGAAAAGGUAGCAAAAGCAUCAUUUGUAUUUACUUGAACUCUUCAUACUUAUUCUCCAAGUAGUAUCUUAAACGAAUGUGUGUGCAGUCACAAAAUUAAAUAGCUAUAUUAUAUUGAACUGGGAGUGGGGGAAGGCUGAGGAAUAACUUGUCAAGGCAAGUGCUAUUAAAAUCUUUCCUAAUAAACACCAGCGAUUUCUUACUUAGAUAACCUUAGCGAUUUUGGUUGCCCCUGCAAGAAAAAGUGCUUGACAGGUAGUAUUUUUUAUGACUUCGUAAAACACUGUCUGAUGCCACUGGAGAACUUGCAUAUGUGUAUUUGAAGGUGUGCAUAUAUUUAAGGGAGAGUUCUUUUCGAAUAAAAAUGACCUGUGGCAUUUAUCUAGAAAAGAUUUUAUUGAAUAAAUUUUCUUUUUCUUCUA